CAGACUCACCACGAUCCAACCCAUACCACUCUCUCCGUCGCCGCAUCGACGAGAGGGGCACCAGAUUCAAGGAGACCCGAGAGAGGAGGAGAGUGAUCGGAGAUGAAGACCUUCGACCCGUGGCCGGUGUUCUUCCGCCGGGAGUGGGGCCGCAACUGGCCCUUCCUCGCCGGCUUCGCCGUCACCGGCAUCCUCAUCACCAAGCUCACCGCCGGCUUCACCGAGGAGGACCUCAAGAACUCCAAGUUCGUCCAGGAGCACAAGAAGUGAACGACCAGUACUGGAGUUCUCAAAUGUGGCUAGCGAGUUCUUUCUGCGUUCUGAACUCACUUUACCCUGUUGUUCAAUGUUGACCAUGCACACUUUUUGGUCCUUCUAUAAUCUAAUAAGAGGCGUUUGAAUA
This is a messenger RNA of Lolium perenne, 403 nucleotides long. Its product is annotated as ATP synthase small subunit 6-A, mitochondrial. Lineage: Eukaryota; Viridiplantae; Streptophyta; Magnoliopsida; Poales; Poaceae. The record is from RefSeq and is a predicted model, not a curated record.